AUGUUUUGGCAGUUUUUCCACAAAGAAAUUAGAGUAAAAAAAAUUCUCGACCUAGACAUUAGUCAGAACGAUAUAUCGAUGGAUUUGUUACUUCAACUUCUUAUUCAACCUUUUUUACACUUUCAAAUACUUUUCGCUCCUGUUAAAUUGUUCUUCCUAAAGCCAUACGCAAGCCUAAACCAGCUCAGUGGGUGCUACCAUUCACAGAACAUAAAACCUCAUAAAACACAUUCAAUGAGCAUGAGGGAGCAAAUGUUACUGAAGACGGUUUCAUUGGCUGUGUAA
Molecule: messenger RNA, 285 nt
Organism: Clunio marinus
Lineage: Eukaryota; Metazoa; Arthropoda; Insecta; Diptera; Chironomidae
Source: the annotation of a GenBank genome assembly